AUGGGAGAUGCGUACUACAACGCUGCUUUGGUUGUGGCCGCCUCGGGGGCGAAAGACUCAAGAGAAGGCCUCUUUGUCAACGAGCGUACCAUUUCUACUGUCUUGCAAUUACCGACAAAGAAGAUUGAUCACCAUCCAGCAGCUAGUCCCUUGACCGAAGAACCUGGACGCUUCGAGGGCGUUAUCUCGCGCAACGUUUGGUCACAUUUAUGCCACAUUGCAUCUCUUGAAUUUGCAACAACAGGAUAA
This is a messenger RNA of Parastagonospora nodorum SN15, 249 nucleotides long. RefSeq lists its product as hypothetical. The transcript has 2 exons. NCBI's taxonomy places the organism in Eukaryota, Fungi, Ascomycota, Dothideomycetes, Pleosporales, Phaeosphaeriaceae. The record is from RefSeq and is a predicted model, not a curated record. The coding region runs from base 1 to 249 and encodes 82 amino acids.